Messenger RNA from Molossus molossus (Pallas's mastiff bat), 499 nucleotides. It is a transcript of the gene TAC1, whose product is annotated as tachykinin precursor 1. Lineage: Eukaryota; Metazoa; Chordata; Mammalia; Chiroptera; Molossidae. The transcript has 7 exons. The record is from RefSeq and is a predicted model, not a curated record. Gene Ontology annotation, biological process: tachykinin receptor signaling pathway. Bases 68 to 460 code for a protein of 130 amino acids.
GCAACCGAGAGAGUCGGAGCGCUCAGACCGGCCGGAGGAACCCAGCGGACCCGCCGCAAAAUCCAGCAUGAGAAUCCUCGUGGCCUUGGCAGUCUUUUUUCUCGUCUUCACUCAACUGUUUGCAGAAGAAAUCGAAGGCAACGAUGAUCUGAAUUACUGGUCCGACUGGUCCGACAGCGACCACAUCAAGGAGGAGCUGCCCGAGCCCUUUGAGCAUCUUCUGCAGAGAAUCGCCCGGAGACCCAAGCCUCAGCAGUUCUUCGGAUUAAUGGGCAAACGGGAUGCUGAAUCCUCAAUGAAAAAACAAGUGGCACGGUUAAAGGCUUUUUAUGGAAAUGGCCAGAUCUCUCAUAAAAGGCAUAAAACAGAUUCCUUUAUUGGACUAAUGGGCAAAAGAGCUUUAAAUUCUGCGGCUUACGAGAGGAGCGCAGUGCAGAGCUACGAGAGAAGACGCAAGUAAACGACCCGCUGUGUUCUUUACUGAGCUUCACUUGUGUCA